UGCUUCGCGUCAGAACGGCAUUUCACGCGUCAAAACGUUUAAUUCUAAAGUCAAUUGCUACUACCGCUCCAGUAGGACUGCUAAUGUUGGGGGUAGCAUUCUGUUGGCGGUGAUGCACGCAUAUUAUUCCACCAGUCAAAUGUAACGUCAUACAAACCCCCAACGUGGGGUCGCCAUUCAAAUACACCGUCAUCGAAACCGCCUCAAACACUCAGCUACCAACGUUUAUCUUUCACAACUAAGUCAGUCGAUCUGAUACUUCAUUCAUCAUGUCAAGCGCAUUAUCGAGCUCUCUGGUUGAGGCUGAACUGGUCCCCGGUUCAGCUGCUAGCCUGAUCCCGGAAGGCUUCAAGCCUACGACGAAUCUCAAGGUCUCGUUCGAUGGGAAGGACGUCAACUUGGGGAACCUCUUCCGUGCGAAUGAGUGUAAGCGCGCUCCUAGCAUCCAGUUUGAUCAAGAACCCGAUGCUCCUGGGGAUGCUACCUACAUGCUUUUGCUUGUCGACCCUGAUGCGCCAACACCAGAUGACCCCAAGUUCGCCUUCUGGCGCCACUGGGUUCUCCCCGGUCUGAGACCUUUGAGCGGUGGAGAUGCAGUGGCUCAAGUGCAACCUGCCCUCACAGAGUACUUGGGUCCUGGCCCGAAGGACGACUCCAAGCCGCACAGAUACUUGCUUCUAUUGUACCGACAACCCGCCAGCCUUGACCUUGCCAAGGAGGAUGUAGGAGGCGAAGAGUUUACGCAAAGAAGGUCUUUCGAUACUGCCAAGUUUGUUGAGAAGCAUGGACUACGACUCGUGGGCGCGAACUGGUUUCUCGGCGCUGGAGAUGGUUGGAAAGAGUAGGGCAGAGCGACUACUGAUCUUACGCUUGAGAUACAGAUAGAGGCCCCAGAUUGCUGGCCGUUUUUGCCUCUGCUCGCUAUGGUCUAAUGGAAAUGGGGUAAACUCAUCCAGUACCGCGAUUUCCGUUUGAUGUCAGUUUGGCUCACUCAACUAGUGACUCCUAUUGGUGAGGAUAUUUGGCUCGCUUGGG
Messenger RNA from Fusarium verticillioides 7600, 1035 nucleotides. RefSeq lists its product as hypothetical. The coding region runs from base 270 to 845 and encodes 191 amino acids. Gene Ontology annotation, molecular function: peptidase inhibitor activity; phospholipid binding. Lineage: Eukaryota; Fungi; Ascomycota; Sordariomycetes; Hypocreales; Nectriaceae. Gene Ontology annotation, biological process: regulation of proteolysis; regulation of Ras protein signal transduction. The record is from RefSeq and is a predicted model, not a curated record. The transcript has 3 exons.